AUGGAUUACUCAAUAGACAAAGACGAGUUCUGGCAGAUCUCCUGCGCUACUGGCCCAGCAGCUGCGGGAACUUUCUCCGAAGACCCGCGCUCCCCCAGCGAUUUCUUUGACCAGUAUGUGGUCAUGGAUGGGGCAGACUCGGGCGGUCUCGGUGCAAGCUUCUUCAUGCCGCUGCAAGGUGGACAAGGAGAGGACGAUUUCUCGCCACCCACGUCGUCUGUCACGGAGGCCGUCACCAGCGCGUCCUCCACCAACGGGUCUGCACCAGAUGUAUCGCAUACAACGUCGAAUUUCUCGGUCGAGGACACUCUGAAAGCUAUUUCAUUAGCAGAGACCGCACACCACCAGCCGCUCCGCGGCAGACUCCCCGAGCGACCCAGCGGCAGCCACGGCGAGGCAACACACCACGUCGUGCUAGGGCAGCUUAACCCCGACGCGCUCGAACAAAGGCGGCGGCUUCUUAGUGGCCGGCGCGGGCAGGACCAGGCCGCGGGUGGCUCGAUCACAGACUCGGAGCUGCUCCAGAUCGAAGGUUUAUCGGUGAAUUCGCCCCGUGGUGUGGCAGCUCAGCAGACAUCUGGUCCAUCCAUCCCACCCACGCCGCCGCCGCUGCAGGACUGUGCCCCAACCACGACGGCUCAUAACAUUGCUGGGAUAAAUGAGGGCGUUAAUCUCGACCAACUGGCGCAGAGCACCCGCAAUCACAAGUCGAAGCGGUUUGAGACGAUUUAUUCAACCAUCAGGAGGGCCGUCGGAGGGCACUCCCGAGGGCGAGUGCCGCCGCCGCCGCCACAGCAGCAGCAGCAGCAGCAGCACCCAAGCACGGCUCCCAUCCCUCAGACCAUGACACCCUCACAUGUUGAAUCGGCCAAGAAGGCCACGAGGAGGCUUGCUUCGGAGAGUCAGGCAGCUUCGCUCAGCUGGGACAGUCUCCCUAUCUCGCCGCCCUUGACAGAUCUGAGCAAUCUCCAACCGAGUGACGCGGCGACAUUUGGAAACGGAUAUCUCGAUGACCCCUUCUUCGAUCCUGCUGCAUCCUUUAACCACUCGAUCGGUCUCGCCCCUGCGGCGCAGGUCGUCGGCAAGGGCAACGUCCAGAACUGCAAUAUUCCCAACACGCCAUCGCACACCCCCGACAUGAAGACCGAUCACGCAAUGGAGGAUGACCUCGCGAAGUUCUUCAACACGAGCGAGACGUGGAAUUUGGAUAGCAGCUUCGGCACGACGACGGGAAUAGACACCACGUCGUUUCUCUCUGCAGACGGGAUCAGCAUGGACACAUGGGGCUUCGACCCGUCAUCGGACAGCGGCAGCAACCUCGACUGGGCGGCGCCCGCGGACGACGCCCACGCCUCGACGCGGAACUUCCACAACCUCACCAUCCAGGUGCCUCCGUACGUGCAAGACAACCGCCAGCACCACACCCCGCUGUCCGACGAUCUAGCCAGCAGCGGCCUGAUGAUCCACAUGCCUCAGCCGCGGACACCAGGCACGGCGCCGCUGCUGUCCUCGAACGUGGGGCCGAUGCACCCGCCCAACGUCCCGCAGUACCCCUUCCCGGAGCAGACGACACCACAGCACAACAUGCACUCAUUCAGGGGCCCGUACACGGACCACGGGCACUACGGCGGGACGCAGCGGCGGCCGAAGCCGCGGGCACCGUCGAGCGGCGCGAGGUACCACCACAUGGGGCCUGCCGGCGGGCCCGGCGGCGGCGGGGCGAUGGGGCCGGCGUCGAUCUCGCCGCGCAAGACGCGCCAGCCGAGCUGCUCGUCGUCGUCGCCCAGCCCGACGCCCGGGGGCCGGCGGUCGCGGUCGGCGGGGCGGCGCGCGGGCAGCCUGCACCACCGGGCGUCGGCGAGCGACAUCAUGACGGUGCCGACGACGGACGCGCAGACGCACGCGGUGCGCAAGCGGCGCAGCACGUCGUCGUGGCGGGGCCAGAAGCGCACGACGUCCACCUCGUCCUCUGCGGGGGACGGGUCCGGCGGAGGGGGCUCGUCGGGCGGCGGAGGAGGAGGGGGAGGCGGUGGUGGUGGCGGUGUCGGGUUCGUGAACUACACGCCCAACGACCACGGAGUCCUCAUGACCGGGGUGGCGCCGAGCGGGAGCUCCAAGACCAAGGCGAGGCGGGAGAAGGAGGCGAUGGAGCGGCAGAGGAAGCUCAGCGAGGCGAUGGUCAAGACCAUGGCCGAGGCCGGGGUUGAUGUUGACCGGCUGAAGCAGGAGGGCAUCGUCAUCUAA
Molecule: messenger RNA, 2244 nt
Organism: Diaporthe citri
Lineage: Eukaryota; Fungi; Ascomycota; Sordariomycetes; Diaporthales; Diaporthaceae
Exons: 1
Coding region: 1-2244 (747 amino acids)
Source: RefSeq, a predicted model, not a curated record